GCACAGAAGUAGGAUGAGGAUGUUCUUCUUGUUGUUGUUGUUAUGUAAAACAUGUUUCUUAUGUAGUCUGUCGUUUUAAAUGAGCCCGGAGAGACUUCUGCUGGGGAUUUCUUCACUUUGCGUGGCAGGAGGGGGCCCAGCCCAGCCCAGCCUGCCUGUCAGCGCUGCAGCCAGUCAGUCAGUCAGUCAUGUUGUGCUGCUAGUUGUUGUUCAGUAGCACCGACUGGUGCGCAAACUGAAAGCUGCGUACAGUGUUAAUGCCAAGUGACGGAUAUAAGCGACGUGUUUGCGGGCUGCUGGCUGAGUCUCCGGCAGCAACACUCAAGGUUUUGCAGCCGUGUCGGCGUUGGAGGAGCGGAUGGGAUAGAAAAAAAACAUCCUGAGCAAACCCCGCACGUCUCGGAAAGGAGUGUUGCCUCUUCUUGCUAGAAGAGAGUUGUUUGCUCUGUCUCUUCUCUCCUCUCGUCGAUUUUUUUAAAAAGGGUUUCCCUCGAGUGGAGUGGGGAAACAUCGGCGACAUUCGUGUUUAUUUCCUCGAGUUGAGCUGCAUCGGUUUACCCGUCGGGCUAUUGACUUGCCUUACCUAGCCAUUUGGAAAACAGGGUGCCCGGGCUGGCUCCUCGCACCAUUGAAAAUUAGACGAGAUAGUGCCUGCCACACGGAGCUACAGUACGGCCCCGUGAAGAAGCAUGUGAUGACUCACGCAAGGCAGAAGGGUUUCCUCAGGCAGAGCGACAGUAGUGCCGAGUGGUGGGACAACUCCCCCCUUUGGCCACAUGGUGGCAUUAUGGGUGGCGCCUGGCCUGAGCGCUCACUACGAUUCGGAAGGACAAAGAAGAUACGUGAGAUCAUCAAACAAAGGAAAGGCAUGACCAAGAGGAUGAAUGAGAAGAGAGAGAGGACAGAAAAAUCUGAUCAGAACAGAAAACUCGACCGGAGGCGUGACAAGAAACGGGACAGGAAGUUGUAUCCUUUGCGGGGUAGGACUGGGGUUUCAGAUGGGGAGGGGCUCAGCUGCCAUGUCCUGCUUACCCGAUUGGAGGAAAGCCUCCGUGAAAAGGAGAAAUCUGCAGAAAGGGAGCAAAAGGAUAAACGGCGACAUUCAUCUCUCAAAUCCAAACCCAAAAAAGGGAAAAGCAGUGAAAGAAAGCAGACAAAGUCAUUACCAAAAACCAAAUCAAAGUCAAACAGCCCAAGUCAUGACGAGAGUAUUCAUGUCCCACAACCUCGCAAGCGCAGGCUGGCCUCUCUAAAUGCUGAGGCAGUGAACAGUCUACUACUUGAAAGAGCUACUGACCUUCAGCCGGCAGCCAAGCAGGCCAGGAGACAGGAAGAGCCUGCAAAUGGAGAGAUAUCCCUGGAUGCAGAUCCAGCCAGGAGUGGUGUCCCUGGAGGUCUGAAGGCUUCACGAAGAAACCUCAGUAAAGCUGCCAUGUCUCACAAACUUCAACUGUGCCAAAGCUCUAAGAAGGUCAAGAAGGCCAAAGCUAACCGACAAGAGCGCGGGUGGGUGAGUCAGGAGAGUCUGGAUGCCCCGACCCCAAGAAGAUUGGCUGGACUCAACGCUGCAGCCCUGCUGAAGUUAACCAGCUCCUCUGCUACCAGUAAACCAAGAGUAAAGGUUACACCGACAGCUACCGUCACAUCAGACUGCAUGGCUCCUGCUGCGGUCUCAACCCCAAAACAGCACUCCAGAGUCAAAUUCAAACACAAGGGGUACUCACAAAAGCGGAAGGGAAAAAAUGACCCUCCCCUGCAUAGUUGCAGCACAGCCUGCAAGAAGAAGGCAGACUUUGAGCCCAAAGUGGAGUGGGAGGCCGGCAGCUGCACCCAUCGACUGACCAAACCAGGCUACCAGUCACGCAGCAUGUUAGCGUACCCACUAAAGCAAGUGAAGGAAGAGCAGCUGGAGACUGAGCUGAGCCCAUACUACUGCUGUCCCCCAGAGGGCUCAGUGGAAUACUGCCACCGCUUGGCCUUCUUCCUGGGCCAGCAGCCCUAUGGAGAAUCAGAGGAUCAGCCACUUAACUCAUCCAUGACCCCUGUGAAGCACGAGUGCCUCGUAACCUCACCGUCUUUGACGCAUUCCCACUCGCACACAGCUCUGACCCUCAGUCCCCACCCCUGCCUCUGCACCGCAGACCACUGCUUCUCCAGCUACUACGUUCACAUUGCCCACCCAACACACACUGGAAAAACGUCAGCAAGCCUAGCCCCGCAACCUCUGAACUUUGCCCCCUCUAGUUUAUGCCCUAAUCGGAUGACUGGCUCCAAGCUGCUGGGACCACGGUUGUCCCACCCCGCCUACUGCAACUCGGUGGCUUCGCCCUGUUACGGUGACGCCUGUGGGAUUGGGGGCUACACGUACAGAGCCAUGCCUCCUGUCACCAGCAGGGGUUGUUCUUUCAGCACAGGAUGCACUGGAUGUACACACAGCAUCAAAACAGAGGGUUACUCCUCCCCUCAGGGUGACCACAGCCCCUCCCUUCUGGUUCCCCCCUCCUUGCCCAUGUCCAGCUGCCCUCUGUCCAACGUGCCCACUUCCACCCAGACUAAACCGCACCUGCUGACCCCCCUGUCGGGACGAGACCAGCCCCCGGCCAGGUUAAAGCUGGCCAGGGAAUGCCCACAGAGCACCAAGCCCUCCAUCGGCUCCCUGUCCAUGGGCCGCACACGGCUGCCACAGAAACAGCCGCCGCCCUUGCCAAGCCUCAGCAGCACCAAACAAAAGAGAGUCAGCCGCAGACGUGCCACCAACGGUUGGCGGCCUGUUGGAAUGCCCACAGAGAGGGAGGUCUUUAUUGCGGGAGAGGAUGAGACGGCCCUGCGGCAGUGUUAUGAAGGAGUCGAGAGAGACGGUGAAGUGAUACAUGUCAGAGACACUGUGCUGCUACGAUCGGGCCCCAGGAAAAAAUCCCUCCCAUAUGUUGCAAAGAUAUCAGCGCUGUGGGAGGACCCCAAAACAGGAGAACUGAUGAUGAGUCUUUUCUGGUACUACCGGCCUGAGCACACCCAGGGAGGCCGAGAUCCCAGCACACACUGUGAGAAUGAGAUUUUCGCCUCUCGGCAUCAGGAUGAAAAUAGUGUGGCCUGCAUAGAAGACAGAUGCUAUGUUCUCCCACUAGCCCAGUACUGUAGAUUUUGUGCCUUGGUGAAGCGGCGUGCCGAAGGCGCCCCACCUGGCAGUGCCAGCAUGGUGCCCUGCCGCCCCGACUUCGCCCCCCCUUCCCACCGCUGUGUGCCCACAGAUGUCGACCCCGAGCUGGUGUAUCUCUGCCGGCACGUCUACGACUUCCGCUAUGGACGCAUCCUGAAGAACCUGCAGUAGAGGGUAGAAGGGGUGUCGCACCCAUGAAUUAAUCACAACAUAGCUCGUCCUCCUGUACAGAGGUGGGGAGUGCUGAAGGACUGAACACCCCUGUCUUUUCUGCUGGGGACUCUCAUUAUCAGAGGGAAGGGGGAGGGGCCUGUUUUGGAGAGGGACAGAAGUGUUUGAGACACAUUAUGAAGCACAGAUCCCUUUAGUUGACUAAAGGGGGGUUACAACGUGAUAGAUGAAUCCAUCUCAGUCAGAGCACCAAUGUUUUCUGGUUUGGAAGAGCGAUGAAGACAGAAUUCAUUCAUCAGCUUGGAUUUUUUAGCUUCCACAACACUCUGAGGUUACAUGGAGUCUUGUCUCUCCCCCCCCACCCCCACCGCCAGGAAUGCCAAACAUCAGGCUGAACUGGGCUACUGUCAGGACCGCGUUUCCCCCAAAGCAUCUUAGCACAACAAUCAUGUUUGUUCCAUUUGUAAGCCAGUGGCUCAGGAAUGGUCCGGCGCUAAGGUGCUUCCGGGGAACACAAGGCUGCACUGUCAGCUCAAUGUUAACGCUGUUCAACCAGCCAGGGUGAAGGAGCAGCUAAUGGAGAGUGUCGUCUUAUUUCUCCUGAUUUGAGUUUGUCUCAGUUGUGUGUUUGUGCGUGCGUGUGUGUUUGUGUUGUGUGAAACUCAGUGUUGUUAGUGUGGAUAAAUGGAUAAAUGUGGGUAUGUGUGAUGGUUUUUUAGCAGGCAUUCAGGCAAUCAAACCAAACAAGCAGCUUUAGAGGAAGCGGAGCUCUCUCUCCCAGUCCUCUCUCCUGUGUGCCACAGCGCACUGACACUGACAGAUACAUUUUCAUCUCACGCGAUGCUCUGCGCAAACUAAAAUACUGUACCUGAAGGGGGUUUGUGAGACCGAUCUUUCCUUAACAAACUCCACUCUAGAGCAGGGCCUCUUUCACUUCAAGUCAGGACACUAAAAGUGGCGCUAAACUGAUUUUAUUAGAUGAUUUAACAAAAGACAAAAGCCCCAGUGGAUUUUCAAACUAACUUCCAUCUUUUCAAGCCACAGUCCUGGCUUGAAGAAGCCUUGUUUUAGAGAGGCUUUUAUCUAAGGGUCCAAUAGGGAGAUCCCUUACUGAGGAGCUGAGACGCUCCUAUCAAGACCAUCGUUAAUUGUUUAUUUGUUUGUUUUUCCUUACAUUUUCCCAGUGACUUGCCUUAUGACUUGCAGGUAGAGCUUUAGGCAGCUAGUCUCACCACAUAUAACUAUGUGGUAGAACAGGUGUACUGUAGUCUCAAGAAAAAGGAUUUUGUUGCCUGAUUGACUGACUGGAGUGACUGACAGCUAUGACAUGAUCACUGGACAAAAUGCACUGGGUAGGGCUGUCACCAAUGACUAUUUUCAUUAUUGAUUAAUCGUUUAGCUAGUAACGUGACAAAAUAGUUAGAAAUGUCCCAUUUCAUUUGCUCAAGGUGACUGGUUUAUUAUCCUGUUUUGUUUAACUAAUAGUCUAGACUAUCUACUAUCUUGUAUGACAAAGACAAAAAUUUGAAGCUAGAACCAGGAAAUGUUUGACUUAAAGCAUUAUACGAUUAUCAAAAUAGUUUCAGUCGAUCGACUAAUCAGUGAAUUGACUCAUUGUUGCAGCUCUACACUGGUUAGAAACACGGUGCACUUUUCAUGUCAUCGAUCUGCUGUGCUAUAGCUGCUCGCGUUGCGUGCCAAAACGUCGCAAUGUCCCGGAAAAUGUCUAUUCUGCCUGUUUCAGCUCUACAUCCACACCAAGUUUUUCUUCCUCCCCCUCCUCCCCCUGAAGAUAAACCAAAGGAUGUCACACAAGCCAGAGCCCCCGUCCCCUCCCUCGCACUUCUUCUCCUUGUCAGCACUUCUGCCCUUGUUCCCUUAUUAUAUUGCACUAAUUCAUUCCUUAAUUACAACAAACGUGUUCAACUCUUUUUUUUUUUUUUUGUUUGAGCUACUAAUAUCUUACUGGAGGGAACAUACUGUGUAUCAUUUGUGUGUGUUUUUUGUAGAGAAGGAAACAGUAAGGAUGUCAUGGCUGCUUUUGUCAGUGCAAACUGUAUAUUUCUGUUGUUUCACCGUUAGAGGAGUCGGCCAGCCUGUUCGUCAUGUUACCUGAUGCACAACCUGUUGAAUCCCAUGGAAUAUAUAGUGUGUGUGUGUGUGUGUGUGUGUGUGUGUGUG
This is a messenger RNA of Micropterus dolomieu (smallmouth bass), 5509 nucleotides long. Its product is annotated as bromo adjacent homology domain-containing 1 protein. Gene Ontology annotation, molecular function: chromatin binding. The transcript is spliced from 7 exons. The record is from RefSeq and is a predicted model, not a curated record. NCBI's taxonomy places the organism in Eukaryota, Metazoa, Chordata, Actinopteri, Centrarchiformes, Centrarchidae. Bases 695 to 3328 code for a protein of 877 amino acids.